Molecule: messenger RNA, 762 nt
Organism: Puccinia graminis f. sp. tritici CRL 75-36-700-3
Lineage: Eukaryota; Fungi; Basidiomycota; Pucciniomycetes; Pucciniales; Pucciniaceae
Product: bis(5'-nucleosidyl)-tetraphosphatase
Exons: 5
Coding region: 118-627 (169 amino acids)
Biological process (GO): nucleotide metabolic process
Molecular function (GO): catalytic activity
Source: RefSeq, a predicted model, not a curated record
CGGGGAGUCGCCAAAGAAUGACGGCACUUCCGAGUUGAAGGCACCAUCGACAGAAAGCUUCGAUAUCCCCCUCUUCGUUCAUCCACAACAUAUCUGCAAGGUUAUUCAAGAGGCACGAUGACCGCCGAGAACGAAUGCGAACCGAAUGAGCUAGCUACGCAGGAAGAGCUGAUCAAAUCCAAGGCAGACGACGAAUGCAUAUUUUGCAAGAUCAUCAAGGGAGCCAUCCCGUGUUUCAAAAUCUUCGAAAGUUCGACCACCUUGGCUUUCUUUGACAUCAACCCAAUCAGUUUGGGCCAUGCAUUAGUCAUCCCCAAGUACCAUGGUCCGAAGCUUCAUCAGUUGCCAGACUUUGCGCUUCAGGAUAUUUUACCUAUUGCCAAGAAGAUAGCAAUGGAGUUAGGAUUGACGGAUUAUAAUAUUCUACAGAACAAUGGUCGGAUCGCCCAUCAAGAGGUUGAUCACGUUCAUUUCCACAUUAUACCGAAACUGUCUGCGAGUGAUUCAGAAGGAUUGGUGAUCGGCUGGCCAUCAAAGAAAGCAGAUAUGCAACUGUUGGACCAAAAAGCUAAGGAACUCAAAGCGAAACUGGAUAGUCAAUCUGCUUCUAGCGCUAGCAACCUUUGAAAAGAAAGAUGUGGAUGCCCACAAUCCCAAAGACCAUCCAUCCCGUUUUCAUUCUGUAAUGUGAUCAGCCGUCUCAGCUGGCCGCUUCUCUUGCCAACAUCGCCUGCAUGAUUGAUCCCUGUGGCCUCCAGAGCC